AUAACCUGUACGUUUUGUGGUAAUAUUGUCUUGCUCCACGUGUUUUUUUUGUUCAUUUAUGUUAAAUAACAUAUAUAUUAAAAAAUAACGCGUGUAAAUUAUCAUGCGAUAUUUUAUUGUUGAGAUUUUUGUGCAUUUGUAAAAAUUAUUAAGCGAUUUCAAAAUGGUGCUGUAUAAUUUUAAGAAGAUUGCGGUUGUUCCAACUGCAAAGGACUUUAUUGAUAUAAUUUUAUCAAAAACACAACGUAAAACUCCAACAGUUAUCCAUAAGAAUUAUAAGAUCGCAAGGAUACGUGCGUUUUAUACACGUAAAGUUAAAUUUACCCAACAGAAUUUUCACGAUAGAUUAUCACAAAUAAUUCAAGAUUUUCCUAAGCUCGAUGAUGUCCAUCCAUUUUAUGCUGACUUAAUGAAUAUCUUGUACGAUAAGGAUCAUUACAAAUUAGCUCUUGGACAAAUUAAUACUGCUCGCCAUUUGAUAGAUAACGUUGCAAAAGAUUAUGUUCGUUUGUUGAAAUAUGGUGAUUCGUUAUAUCGAUGCAAACAAUUAAAGAAAGCCGCCUUAGGUCGUAUGGCCACUAUUAUGAAGAGGCAAGCUUCCAAUUUGACAUAUCUUGAACAAGUUCGACAACAUUUGGCUAGAUUGCCAAGUAUAGAUCCUUAUACACGCACUAUUAUUAUUUGUGGAUUUCCAAAUGUUGGUAAAAGUAGUUUUAUAAAUAAAAUUACGCGUGCCGAUGUAGAUGUUCAACCAUAUGCAUUUACAACUAAAUCUCUAUAUGUGGGCCAUACGGAUUACAAAUACUUACGUUGGCAAGUGAUAGACACACCUGGUAUAUUGGAUCAUCCAUUAGAGCAGAGAAAUGUAAUAGAAAUGCAAGCAGUUACGGCUCUUGCUCAUUUACGUGCAGCUGUGCUUUAUUUUUUUGAUAUAUCCGAACAAUGUGGACAUUCUUUAGAAGAACAGGUUAAAUUAUUUGAAUCUAUCAAGCCUUUGUUUGCCAAUAAGCCAUUGUUAAUCGUAAUGAACAAAGUUGAUGUGACACGUUUGGAUGAACUUCCUAAUGAAAAACGCGAGAUCUUGAAACCAUUAGAGGCGGAUACAAAUGUGCCAAUAUUAGAAAUGAGUACCUUAACAGACUUUGGUGUUAUAGAUGUAAAAAACCAAGCGUGUGACCGUUUACUGGCUUUCAGAGUCGAUCAAAAGAUCAAGACGAAAAAGGUGGAAGGUAUAUUAAAUCGAUUACAUGUUGCUCAACCAGUACCAAGGGAUCAAAAGGUUCGAGCACCAUGUAUUCCAGAAAGUGUCUUGCUUAAGAAACAAGCUAUAGCUAAUAAAGCAGAACGACAACGAAAAUUAGAAAGAGAAAUAGAGGAAGAGAUGGGUGACGAUUAUGUACUUGAUUUGAAGAAGAAUUAUGACAUAGAAGGAGAUCAGAAAUAUGAUAUUAUACCAGAAAUCUGGGAAGGUCAUAAUAUAGCAGAUUAUAUCGAUCCAGAAAUAUUUGAGAAAUUAAAUCAAUUAGAACGGGAAGAACAAUUAAGAGAAGAAUCUGGUAUGUACGAUUAUAAAUUACCAGAAUUGACAGAAACUAUGCAGGAAAUCGUAGCAUUGGCUAAAAAGAUUCGUGAGAAGAAGAUAAUUAUGAAGGAUGAAGCUAGAAUACAGAAGGCAUCUACGAAACCUGUUAUGCCACGAACAGCUGCAGCUAAGGUACGAGACAGAUCUGUCUCCAAAUUGAAAGAACAAAUGGAAGAUCUUGGUGUUGAUAUGGAAGAUAGUGAAAAUGCACACUUUACAAAAAAGAGGAGUAGGUCUAGAUCACGUUCACUGAUAGCUAAUAAGAGAAUACGAACGGAAUCAGUAUCAUCGCGGUCACGAGCGCGUAGUGAAAUGGGCGUUAAAGAUCCUCAAAUGAAAACUAAGCUAAAGAACAUAGCACACAAGGCAUUGAAGAAGAAGGUGGCAAAGAAAGGUCUCAAGGGAGAAGCGGAUAGAUUUAUUGGCACAAAAAUGCCCAGACAUUUGUUCUCUGGCAAAAGAGGAGUUGGUAAGACCGAUAGACGGUAAACAAAUUCAUCCUAAAAUUUUAACAAUUAUUUCGUCUAAAGAAUAUGAUUUUAUAAUGAUAUAUUUCAUAAUAAAAUUAAAUGAAUUGUUAGAAGUAUUCUCGCAUAAUGUAAUCAAAAUAAAGAAAACAAAAUUUUUGUUUUUCUUUACAA
Messenger RNA from Polistes dominula (European paper wasp), 2223 nucleotides. It is a transcript of the gene Non1, whose product is annotated as nucleolar GTP-binding protein 1. Lineage: Eukaryota; Metazoa; Arthropoda; Insecta; Hymenoptera; Vespidae. The record is from RefSeq and is a predicted model, not a curated record. Gene Ontology annotation, molecular function: GTP binding.